AGAAUAAUAUAGGACAGUGAAUGACUGUGUGGCAAAACGAUUCAUAAAGAGUUUUAAGCAGUCGUCGGAACUUUCUUUUAGUAACAUUUUGUUAAUUGAUUUUUCGCCAAAGUCUUAUGUCAAACGAACCAACUGUCGAACGGCAUCCGCCAGUUGGAACUCAAUAGUGUUACAAUUAGCAAACGUGUGUGUUUGACUAGACAUAUCAUCGCCAAAUAUUUCGGUCUUUUUCAGCAUCAAUCGUUGAAGUGAAAUAAGAAAGGAAAACAUAUCAUCGAUUUCAGACCGUUCUGAGAGGAUUUUCGUAGCGUUAAGACUUAGAAGUAUUAUGUUGGCAAAUUCUUCGUCGUGUGGUGUUGAGCGUGACCUACAAGGAAGUGAAGUUGUGUAUCAUUUUUGUGUUGAAGUGUAGGAUUCUUUCGUGUAUCAUUGUGCCAUUAUGGUCUCAACACGGCAAAUGACUGGUGGUUCAUCCGACGAAUGCGGCCUGCACUCCUUUCGCGUCACGUCGAAUGCAUCAUCUCUGGCAAUAUCGGGUUCAAAUACAACCGCAUCAUCUUCAAAUAUGGCGAUCACGAGUUGUGGAAAAGUUUCCUCUUUUGGUCUGCAUGGAUUAGCUUCGUCCAGUUCUAACAACAAUUCAGUCAUCACAUUGAUACAGGAUAUUCCGUCGCCGGAGAUGCACCAGACCAUGCGUCAACUACAGCAUCGUCCUAAACAAGAGAUUAAUUUGAUGGAUCUACCAGCAGAACUUUUGGGACAUAUAUUUUCAUUCGUGGGCUUCAAAAAAAUUGCCCAAAUGCGAGUGAUAUCUCAUCAAAUGAACCAUGUGUGCAGUUCGAUAUUGAAUUCCACGUUUCAAAAGCUGCAGAAUCAAAUGCAUAAUCGAUUUCAUACAGUGAAAGCGAAAAUGCCUCGCAGGGAAUCUGCGCGAAGAAAUCAUCCCCUGGCAUGUGAAUGCGACAUCUUAGAGACAUGUUAUAUGCGUCUUUCUUUACUGCAAAUGACAUUCGGGAAGCAUAUUGAAAGAAAACACUGUUGUUUUUUCCCUGGCGCAAUUUUGGAUGAGGUGUAUUCCGUAUUACGUUAUAUAAGGACAUCACCUUCUCUGGAUCGGCCUUUUAAGGUUACUGAUGAACUAUUUGACCUAUCUACGAUGGCGAUGGAAUAUUUCAAAGAACACAUAGAACCUAAUUUACCUGAUAUUGCAUAUUUCACCAACAGUACAAAAUCAUUCGCUGUCUUGGAGCCUUCUUCGUCGAUAAUGUCACGAGACACAUCACACUCGAAUUCAUCGUCACCACCACAGAGCAAUAUGGUUCUCCGGAAAGGCAUACGUAAAAUAAAGCAGGGUAUGAAACGCUACAAUAAUCAGCUAACCGUGUUACGCAGCGAAUUGCGUACCUGCAGACGAAAGGCAACAGAGCAAGCCAAAAUGAUAACAGAACAGCAAAAAUUGCUGGCAGAACAACAGAAACAAACUUUAGAGUUUGCUAAUCGGCUCGAUGAAACGGAUAAGAAGAACGAGGAGUUGUCACGAAAGUUCUCUACAGUUUUACAAGAACUAAACAAAUGCAAAACGGAACUACAAUAUUGGCGAUCAAAUAGCCCUGCAAACACGAUCUCCAGAACGUCUCAGCAAACGGUGUGUCCAGAAGAAUUGGACAUAUUUGUUAAGCCAAGAAAUUCUUUUAAUGAUGUUGAUCCACUUAAGUUAGAAAUGGAAAAAAGUUGCCCUCUGGUAGGAACCAACAUGUAUAAUUUCAGUGCAAAAGAAGAAAAAUAUGAGGAAGAAGAUAAAAAAGAACAAAGCAUCGAUCAGGCAAAAAGUCAACGAUUGCAUUCAUCGGUGCCAAACGCGAAGGCUACAGUAACAGUGUUGGCGAAUAAUCCAACCGAAACUAUUCCAUGUUCCUCGAUAAUCGUAAAAACUGGACAAAAGAGAAAAUUAGGCUGCUGUUCAAUAUCCAACACCUUACGCUGUAGUGACGAUGCUGUGAUGUUCUGUCAUAGCGAUGAUAAUGAAACGGUUCCAUUGGAUACUUCAAAAUGUCUAAAUCCACAAUUUGCUUCAGCAGCACUGACGGCGUCUUAUUCAUCGACUGCUUGUACAAUGCCAUCUUUUAAUAAGGGAAUUCAAUCGUCGGUAAACAAAAUCGAUACGCCACAGGAGUUUAGAAAAGAAGACCCAGAAAUGGUUGAUGCUCUCGGCAAAAGUGUGACUGUUGAAAAUGGGACUAGUGAACUUGAGGAAAUAGCAGCCGAUGAAUGUGAAUCAACACUAAAUUUAAGAAAUACUGAAGCAAUCGGGCACGAAUCGAUCGUUAUUGGUCCAUCAACACAAGAUCCUGUUAGUGCAGCAUCAAAUGAUCUUUUACAUAAUAAUGCUAGAGCAAAUUUGAGUAGUCAUAAGACUAGUAUCAUUACUGCUGAUAAUAUUUAUCAUAACAAAAAACUACGAAGAGUACAAAACAAAGCUAGAUCACCAAGUAAUAAACAUAUUAAACAUAACGCAAAAGCCACUAGAAGUAAACAAACGGACAAGUAAAAACUGCGUGGAAAGCAAUGUAUAGAAUCUUUCCAAUACAAAUUUAUCAUACCUUUGCAUUUUAGCUUCGUUAUCUUAUCAAAAAAGGCUUAAAGCAAGAAUUGCACAUGCUCGCACGACAUUUUAUAUAACUUAAACAUUAAAUAAUUGACCAAUAAAGCGUUACGAUUUUUUAAAAUUUCA
This is a messenger RNA of Anopheles coustani, 2731 nucleotides long. RefSeq lists its product as uncharacterized. The transcript is spliced from 9 exons. Gene Ontology annotation, cellular component: nucleus. Gene Ontology annotation, molecular function: transcription coactivator activity; protein binding. Gene Ontology annotation, biological process: positive regulation of DNA-templated transcription. The record is from RefSeq and is a predicted model, not a curated record. Lineage: Eukaryota; Metazoa; Arthropoda; Insecta; Diptera; Culicidae. The coding region runs from base 440 to 2548 and encodes 702 amino acids.